Molecule: messenger RNA, 1245 nt
Organism: Triticum turgidum subsp. durum (durum wheat)
Lineage: Eukaryota; Viridiplantae; Streptophyta; Magnoliopsida; Poales; Poaceae
Source: the annotation of a GenBank genome assembly
AUGUCAAAAGCCGGCAAGAAGUCUAGUAGUAGUAAUUCCAUGUACGAAGCUCCCCUCGGUUACAAGAUUGAGGACGUUCGCCCUGCCGGAGGAAUCAAGAAGUUCCAGUCUGCUGCCUACUCCAACGGCUACGAGAAGCGCCUCGAGAUAACUUUCUCCCACGCGCCUGUCUUUGUGGACCCGUGCGGCCGUGGCCUUCGCGCCCUCUCUCGACACCAGAUCGACUCCUUCCUCGAUCUUGCACGGUGCACCAUUGUGUCCCAGCUCUCGAACAAGCAGUUUGAUUCUUAUGUGCUCUCGGAGUCGAGCCUCUUUGUGUACUCCCACAAGGUUGUCAUCAAAACCUGUGGAACAACAAAGCUCCUGCUGUCGAUUCCCCGCAUCCUUGAGCUUGCUGCGGAGCUGUCGCUGCCACUUCUUUCAGCCAAGUAUUCCCGCGGGACGUUCAUCUUCCCCGGCGCGCAGCCGGCGCCGCACCGCAGCUUCUCGGAGGAGGUGUCCGUGCUGAACGGCUUCUUUGGUGGCCUCAAGUCAGGUGGCAAUGCAUAUGUGAUGGGUGAUGCGUUCAGGCCCAAGAAGAUGUGGCACGUCUACUACGCCACGGAGGAGCCUGAGCAGCCCAUGGUGACGCUCGAGAUGUGCAUGACUCGGCUGGACGCCAGGAAGGCCGCGGUGUUCUUCAAGAACUCUGCCGACGGCGGCUGCUCCUCGGCCAAGGAGAUGACCAAGGUCUCUGGCAUCUCUGCUAUCAUCCCCGAGAUGGAGAUCUGUGACUUCGACUUCGACCCGUGCGGGUACUCGAUGAACGGCGUCUCCGGCCCUGCAGCCUCCACCAUCCACGUCACUCCUGAGGAGGGCUUCAGCUACGCGAGCUAUGAAGCGAUGAACUUCAACCCUGGCUCCCUGGUUUACAGUGACCUGAUCAAGAGGGUGCUGUCAUGCUUCCGCCCGUCAGACUUCUCCGUCGCCGUCACCAUCUUCGGUGGCCAAGGCUUCGCCAAAUCAUGGGCGGCCGGUGCGGAGGUCUGCUCCUACCUGUGCGACGAUCUCGUCGAGCAGGAGCUUCCGGGCGGUGGCCUGCUCAUGUACCAGAGCUUCAGUGCAGUUGCCCCUGGCGCCGUGUCCCCGAGGUCGACCCUGGAUGAUGGCUGGAGCAGCGACGGGAUGGAGAUGGCCGCGCAGGGCGAGGAGGCGUGCGUCUGGGGAGUGGAGAAGAAGGUGACCGAGAAAGGUGUCGCUGCCUGA